AUGCAGAGCGAUUACUUCGGCGCGGCUACAGAGCCAGAAAACGGUCGAGUCCAUUCCCGUCCCGACUCGCCUACGCCCUCGGGCCCCGCACGCAAAAUACAGAAGCGCAAUUCGAUCGCUUCCAAUGGAUCCAACGAGGAGAUCAAGCGUGAUGACGAUGACGGCGCUGCAGGCGAUGCAUCUAUCGAUGCCGCCGGCGGUCCAGUGCCAAGCGGCCCCCCCUUCAUCUGCCCCACUUGCUCCACCAGCUAUUCUCGACUCGAGUAUCUCCGGCGUCACGAAAGAAGGCAUGCCGACAUUCGCCCUUUCGUCUGCGACUGUGGAAAGGGUUUCUCCAGAAGCGACGUGCUUUCUCGUCACAAGCGACAAUGUCGGGUCGUUCUCCAGCUUGACGGCUCUGGCGAAGCCGAAAAGCCCGUAGAGGGAGAAUCGCCACCCAAAGCCACCAAGCCCCGUCGGUCCUCCUCCACCGCAAAACCCGGCAGGCCAAAAGGCUCCACCAAAGCCGCCAAAGCGGCUGCCGUCGCUGCCAAUCAUGCUACCAAUGGCAACGGUAAUGGAGACUUUGCCAGCGCAGACAAUGCCGCGCACACUACUUCGAGUGUCGCCGGCUCGGAUGGCGCAGAUGGUCCUGCGCCACCGCCUCCGGCGCCUCACUCGCACCAGCUCACCCACGACGCCAUCGCCGUCGCGGCAGCAGCGGCAGCGGCGGCGGCAGCAGCCGGCCACCAUCCCGUCGGGGGCCAGGCCCAAGACGAUGAUGCUUCCGCCAUGAUUGAUCCUGCCAUUGCCGCCGACUCGCAGGCACAAGCGGCUGCGGCCGCCACCACCGUGGCUGCCAUCAGCUCUGUGGCCGCGUAUCAAUAUGCCAACUCGAUGGACCCUCCGGAUUUUCAUAUGGGGAGGGGAGCAACUAACCCGUACGCUUCGACUCCCUUCCCGCUUCCCGUUCACUCGGCGGUAGCAGCGCUCCACCCCCAGCUCUACCAACCCUCCAGCCCCGAGUCGAACCAGCCGAGAAGCGAGCACGGCAGCCCACGCUACAGCUCACAAAGCCUCGCACGCCACGGCAGCAAUUCAGGCUCCCGCUACUUGCGGCAGCCGCCCAACUACGACGCCUAUGCACCCAGGCAAGCCUCGUCAUAUGUCAAUCCUGCCGACGCCGCCAUAUGGGAGGGUCUCGAUACCGCCAAGCUGCCCUCUCCCGGCCAUGCGGCAGUAACGACGCCAGGCUCAUCCGCACGUGCUACUGCCAACAUGCUCGCGUCGCUAGGCUUCCCCGUCACUUCUCCCAUGAGCCACCUCGCCGACCGUUCACGUACCGGAUCGCAUCUCGGCUCCGACGCAAGCUACUUCCGCUCCACGGCGCCCGGCCUUUCCGGUGGCGUCGUCGGUGGACAGGCCGGAUACGGCUCCAACAGCGCCAGCAGCCCGGCCUUUUCAUUUGGCACCUCUGCAUCGUCCGGCGACACCGGAGCAUCGUCAUCGAGCCACUCGGCCUCGAAUGCCACAGCGGUCACGAGCACCUCACAGGGGCAAGAGCCUUCCGGAGCGACCACGCCCAAAGAGCCUGUGCGCUUCUCUGUGUCGACGCUCGGUCCGCUCUCGCCUUUUUCCAAUACAGCGCUCAAUUCGUCCAUGUCGCCGUAUCUGUCCGCCUUUUCCAACGCGCGUGAUACGCCGCUCGUCUCCAGUCCGCGCUCGCAGUUCCCCACCACACCCGGCGGAAGCCUCACGUCGCUCGACCUGGGCGGACAGUGGGCCGGCAUGCGCCCUCCUUCACGCACAGUCAGCCGGCACAACAGCUUGCAGGGCAUCAACAUCUCGAGCCAGAGCACCUCACCCCAAUCCGAAGGAAUUUCAGCCUCGAGCAAGCUGGGCAAAAGCUCGUCGAGCGAUAAGUUGAGUCUGUCUGACAGGACAGACCUCACCGAUAGUCACGACUCGAAACCGGCCGCUUCGACUGGUGCUGCUGCUACACCAUCGGCGUCAAGAUCGACGACGUCAGCGACCACAGCAGCCGAGGUGUCUGCAACGUCUUCCACAUCAACUACCUCUGCGGCGUCUGUGCCUUCGACCACCACCUCAGGCGAUACUGGUGCAAUCACCACGUCGGCACCCGUACAGAUCAGCAACGGCGGUAUCGAUACGCCGAGCCGCUUUGUUAAGAACGAGUCGCAGCAGUAUUUUGAUGGAGGGGCUCUCACGCCAGGACCCGAAGCUUUCCUUUUGAGGCUUCAGGGUGGCGUACAGGAGUUGAGAGCCGGGAUCCACGGAAGCGAAAUCUCCUUUUUCAACAGCAUGGCGCUCAGUUCGGCACCGCUCGGCGCGUCUCAGUUUUCCACCCCGAACUGGGAUCACUCGAUGUUUUCCAACCCCAGUGCCGGCAGCGUCGCCGCGGCCGCAGCCAGCAGCGGCACGCCUGGUGCGCAGUUGAGUGCGCUGGGCUGGCUCAUGAGUCCCAGCAUCCAGCAGCUGCUGAAUGCCUUUUCGACCACAUCGGGAUCGGGCACCGUCGACACCACCAACACGUCCGACUACUUCAACUCGAAAAAUGUCGCUGCUACUGCGCCCGAGAGUAUCGAUCUCGACUCGAUGGGGUUGAGCGUACUGCCGAGCCCGCUGGAAAAGGCGCUCACGGACACGAGGAAUCCGUUUUUCAUUCCAGCCGAGAUGUUCCGGCCGUGCUACUCGAUCCAGCACUGGAGCCUGCCGCCGAUCACGCGUCUCAGCGUGCUUGCUCUGCACGCUCAGCAGAACUUGCUCAAGCACUUCCCCGUGAUGCACGAGCCCACCUUCCGCAUCACGACGAUCCCGGGCUGUCUUGCCUUUACCAUUUGCAUGCUCGGCGGGCACGAGGCGGGGCGCAAGUGGUGGGCGGGCGAAGAGGUAGUCCCCAAAUCGGCGAUCAACAUCAUCAACAGCCAUGGCGCACCUGAAGAACCCGCCAACGAACUGCAGCGUGUGAUGGACACGGGGCCGAGCCGCUACAUUGACGAGGAAGAUGGGCAAGAGCUGGUGAAGCCGAUUGUAAUGAGCGAUAAGUCCGAGAUGCUGAUGCGCACGUUUGCGAAUCGGUGCAAGAGCGUCAAGGACAAGUGCGCGGUGGUGCAGUCGCUCAUGCUGUUUCAGAGCAACAACUUCCUCAGCAGUGAUCCUACCACGCGCAUGGUGGCCGGCGUCUCACACGGCUCCGUGGUGACUCUGGCCCGACAGGCGGGGCUGUUUGAUUCGGACGCCGAGCACGCUCAGCGCGGCGCACCCUCGCCCGAAGAAGUGGUGCAACAGGUUAUGUUCGAGUCGGUGGGCAUGUGCUUCUCGUGCUCUUUCUCGCCAUCGUACGGCGAUGAGAAGGAGCAAGACGACCAGGUGUGGCGGCGAUGGGCCGAGUUGGAAGGACGCAGAAGAAGUGCGUUUGUGAUCUACACAACGGACACGGUGGCGCAUCUGGAUGCGGCGGUGCCAACGCUGUUGGCGACGAAAGAAGUGGCGCAUCUGCCGCUGCCGAGCCCAGACCACGUCUGGCGUGCGCCGACGGCAACAAGCUGGCGCACAGCCCUGGACAAGCACCAUGGCCUCACACUGGACGAAGCUCUGCAGCAGCUGCUUUCUCCCGAAUCGGGUUCCUCGCUACCGCGAGAGGCGCCAGGGCAGCCAUCGCUGCACGGCGCGCACGGACCUUUCGCUCGACUGGUGAUGGUGCUGGCGCUGCUGCGGGGCAUCAUCGAGAUGCUCGAAGGUCGAGCGACGAGGGUGGCCAAACCUUCAUCGCUGAGCUGGUGGAUGAAGCGUGCCGGUGCAUCGAGCAACGGUACAGCGACAGGCAACGAUGCUCAGGUGGGGCUGUACAAGAAGGCGCUGGCGCGUUGGCGCAAUGCAUGGGAUCAGGACCCGACGUGUCGGUUCGCAUCGGCCAAGAAGCCGACGACGACGACGACGACGGAGCAAGACGAAAUGGACGUCACGGAGGAGGAUGCAAAGGUCAACUGGAUUGCUUCGGCUGCGGCCGGCAAACACGACUGGCCCGAGGAGCUGCAGCGAACGCUCUUCACGCCGCUGACUGCGUCUGGCGCAACGCCACUGUCGAACGAUGCGCUACCAAUGUACUGGCUGGCUCACGUGCUUGUGACGCAUGCUGCCUCCAACCAGCGUCUUCCGCUGCGCAGCGCCGAGGGCAGAAUGGGGGCCACAAGCAAGAAUGGUGGCUACGAGGUGGUCAGCGGCGGGCCCGAUAUGCCUGAUUUCCGCGCCAUGCUGCGGUUCGCCAAGAACUUUGUCACGCGCGGUGAAAAGUGA
Messenger RNA from Sporisorium graminicola, 4296 nucleotides. RefSeq lists its product as uncharacterized. Gene Ontology annotation, cellular component: chromatin. The record is from RefSeq and is a predicted model, not a curated record. Gene Ontology annotation, biological process: regulation of transcription by RNA polymerase II; DNA-templated transcription. Gene Ontology annotation, molecular function: DNA-binding transcription factor activity, RNA polymerase II-specific; RNA polymerase II cis-regulatory region sequence-specific DNA binding; zinc ion binding. NCBI's taxonomy places the organism in Eukaryota, Fungi, Basidiomycota, Ustilaginomycetes, Ustilaginales, Ustilaginaceae. The coding region runs from base 1 to 4296 and encodes 1431 amino acids. The transcript has 3 exons.